CCGAUCCGCUCCCCGUCUGCUCCCGCUCCCCCUCCCCGGUCGAAGCCCUGCCAGGGACACGGCAAAUCAGCGCGAAGCCUGCGGGGCAAAUCGGUACAAAUGAGACCAAGCAAGAGGGUGGGGAGGGACGGCGGGGGCGAUGACUCCUGGGCUGGAGCUUCUGUUGCCGAGUUUGAUGUUUCCUGCAAACAAGCCUGUAAAUGCUCAGGAGUGGCUCCGGACAUCAGCUGCCCCUCGCCUCGGCGGGCUUUGGGGACGCUGUGUCCCGCACGGGGGGGACAGCCCUCGGGCCGCUCCCACAGCCUCCCCGCAGCCCCCCGGCCCUGAGCAGGGACCCCGCCGGGACGGGGCCCGAGCUGGCACAUUGUGCUUCUCAGACAGGCGUGGGAAGAUUCACCUGCCGUGCCCCUCCAUUCCCACCAGGAGCCACCUCCAGGCAGCCUCCACCAUGUCCAAGGACGACGGGGGCUGCAAGCUGACCUCGGUCUACAAGCACAAGGAGAGGAAGCCGAAGAAGCCUCACUACAUCCCGAGGCCAUGGGGCAAACCCUACAAUUACAAAUGCUUCCAGUGUCCCUUCACCUGCAUGGAGAAGUCCCACCUGUACAACCACAUGAAGUACAGCCUGUGCAAGAACUCCCUGUCCCUCCUCAUCGAGUCCGACUGGCCCUACAAAAAGGGCAACCUGCUGCACCCAGAGCUGCGGCUUCUGCACACGGAGAGCUCCCGGCUGCGGGGCCGGCGGGACGAGCAGGACACCUGUGACCCCACAGCCACCCCCGGAGCCUCUGCCCGGGCCAGGCAGGUCCCCAGCAGGGAUGGCCACGAGGAGAAGCCGAUGGCUGGGGUGGAGAUCCUGCCUGCUGAAGGGGCUGCUGAGGAGGGGGGCCAGUUCCAGGAGGAGGAGGAGGAUGUUGCUGGCCUGCUGAGGGAGAUGGAUGCGAGGGAUAAGAAAGAGCGAAAUGAAGAGCCAGGUUGCCAAGGUGACCCAGCUGAACCAGAAGUGAACACUUUGGUCUUCGGCUUCAAGAACAAGAGGGACAACAAGCCUUGCAAGGAGGUGGAGCCCGAUUUCAUCAUCACAGAUGUCUUCUCUCUCAAGAACCAUGUCAUGAAGAGCAGGGAAAUGGCCUCCCCUGAUCUAGAUGCAAAGCCAAAGCAUUGUAAAGUGCCAAAGAAAUGCCUGGCCAGUGGUGGGAUCUUGAUGGAGCAGUGGAAACUGGUGGCAAAUGGGCAAAGAAGGAACACACCUGAGGUCUCCCCACCUUGUACCGACAGCAACAUUAUCCCGUGCUACCCCCCUCCAGCCUACAGCGACUACCACGAACCUCAGGGCCUGAACCUCUCCCUGCUGGGUAUUAACUACCCUUUGAACCCCAGUCUCUUCUCCUACCUGAGCCCCACCAUGGCCAACAGCACGACAGCACACCCUCACCUGGCUCAGCUGCCCUUCCUGGCCUCCACAGCCCAGCUGAUGCACCCCCAUGCCUCUCACUUCCAGCCUCUGCAGAGCCCCGAGCGCUCAGCCUUCCUGCCCCGCUUCUACUACCCCCUGCUCUUCGAGCACACCUUUGGCUCCACAGAGAGCAAGAUGUCCUCCAGCAAGCCAGACCCCCAGCAGCUGGUGGGCUCGGUCCUGCCCACACCACCCCAAUCCAAACCUUCCAGUGAGCCAAACAAACCCGGGCUGCUGAAAGUUCCCGUGCUGAAGACGAGUUUUCCUUGGGCCAAAGGUGUCCGGGAGGAGCCAGGCUCUGAGCUCAGCCACUCUGCCAUGGUGGGGCAGGAAGAAGAAGAGAAAUGGCUGUCCCAGGAGAAGGAGGGCAACCCAGCUUUGGGCCUCAGCAACCUACGCAAGAAGUCAGCCACUGACAUCUACCAAACCGUGGUGGGGAUGAAGGAUGCGGCUUUCACUCACAGCAGUGUCAGGAAGACAGAGUUGCCAGUGGUGACCUGUCUGGAGACCAGCAGCCCUCCAAGAAACCUGCUGAAGAGGAAGUUCCCUGCCAAUGGGCUGGAUUUGAUAGGACCCGAAAGGAUGAUGCCUGGGAAGCUCAGCUACCAGAGCAGUGGUCCAAGGGCCAACCCUGGCCACAUCCCCAAGGCCCUGGACCACUGGUACUCAGAUGUCCUCACAGGCCAGCCUGAGGAACCAGAGAGGGGCAAUGACACUGAAGUCCUUCCCUCUGUGGGUGCUGCCCUGGACCACGGCCUCUGCAAGCAGAGCCAACCCCAAGAGACUUCUGCCAUGACAGGCCCUGAGGCCACAACCGUGCUUAUUGGGGACCUGUCCAAAACCUUGGAGGAGUACCAAGAGGUGGAGAAGAAACUGUCUGAUCUGGCAAAGGAGGACACCCCUGGGCAAAAAGAGCUGAGGGACCAGCUGGUCAAAAUCCGAAGAGAGCUCUACCACAUCCACCAGGCACUGGAGAAAGCCACUAAACCCCACGAGGGACCGCUGGACCUGUCGGUGAAGAGAUCCUCUGAAGGUCUGGAGAAGGUCCAGCAGGCCAAGAAGGAGCCCUGCAACCUGAGCCUGGGAAGCGAGAAGCUUCAGGGCAAAGACCAAGGGCCCCUCACCAAAUGCCCGGCCCCCGGGGAGGCUGGAGAUGGAGAGGGGCUGCCCAACUGCCUCCUGGAGGCCGAGAACAAAACCAUCGACCUGCUGAUCAAGAUGAGCCGCUCCGAGAGCCUGCGGGCGGCCUCCUCCGAGGCCCCUCUGGGCGCCGUGAUCAAGGCCGAGGUGCUGCCCCUCACGGUGCCCCUGGAGCUGCGCCACGUCAUGGAGCCCUACUACAGCCGGCCCACCAAGUGCGAGGCAGACUCCAGCGUCCUGCUCUGCUCUGAUGGCCGCUCCAGCAGCACGCAGGGCCCGCAGCUCCCGGCCGGCGCCGAGGAUGGGCCCCUGGGCUGCCGGGCCGUGCAGCGCUCCCUGUCCUGCGGCCUCCCCGCCGACACCGACGCCGUGUGUGUCCACAGCCCUCUGCAUGCUGACCCCUAA
Molecule: messenger RNA, 3001 nt
Organism: Melospiza melodia melodia
Lineage: Eukaryota; Metazoa; Chordata; Aves; Passeriformes; Passerellidae
Gene: PRR35
Product: proline rich 35
Exons: 3
Coding region: 140-3001 (953 amino acids)
Source: RefSeq, a predicted model, not a curated record